CCCUUCCUUCUUGCUUUAAACUUCUCUUUCUCCGCUCUGCUCCUUAUCCUCUCCCUGCUCUUCCCUAAAACCCUCUCCUCCUUUCCCCCUCCCUCUCAAAAUGUCUUCUUCUACAGCAACAUCUAUCUUCAAGCCCUUAGCAAUGACAGACUCAUCAUACCUGCUCUCUUUUCCCUCCAUGUUCACCACCACCUCAAAAGCUCCAUAUCUCUCUAUACCUAUCCCAACCAGACAUGUCAAGCUCCACCUCUCUUACUCUCACUCCUCACACUCCUUACGGUCUUCCUAUCUCAAACCCAAGACCCAUUUCCCUUCUAUUCUGACUUUUGUUGCUCAGACCUCAGAUUGGGCCCAACAAGGAGAAGAAGAAAGUAACACCGUCACCACCAUUGACGGACAAGAGGAAGAAGAGUCCACAUGGGAAAACCAAUAUGAUGAUGAGACCAAGGCCAAAGUAUCGGAUUGGGAACCCGAUGGCGAGCAUUCUGUGGUUGAAGCAAGUGGAGGAGGAGAGAGCGGUGAAGUUGGGGUUUUUGAGGAGGGAGAGCCGGAAUCAGGAGCGGAAGAUGAGUUCGUUGAACCACCUGAAGAUGCAAAGUUAUUUGUUGGAAAUUUGCCUUAUGAUGUAGAUAGUCAAAGCUUGGCCAUGCUUUUCGAGCAAGCUGGGACAGUGGAAAUUGCUGAGGUUAUAUACAACAGGGAAACUGAUCAGAGCCGUGGGUUCGGGUUUGUGACCAUGAGUACUGUCGAAGAAGCUGAAACGGCCGUGGAAAAGCUCCACCGUUACGAUUUAAAUGGAAGGCUCUUGACUGUAAAUAAGGCUGCUCCUAGAGGAGCAAAGCCAGAACGGCCACCAAGAGUGUUUGAACCUGUCAGAGUUUAUGUGGGAAAUCUGCCAUGGGAUGUGGAUAAUGCUCGCCUGGAGCAGGUUUUUAGUGAACAUGGGAAGGUUGUUGAAGCUCGAGUAGUUUAUGACCGGGAGACUGGCCGCUCACGUGGGUUCGGCUUUGUGACCAUGUCCAAUGAGACUGAAUUGAAUGAUGCAAUUGCUGCUCUUGAUGGGCAGAGUCUGGAUGGAAGGGCAAUUAGAGUAAACGUAGCAGAGGAAAGGCCAAGGCGCAGCUUUUGAUAUUGAAACCACAUUAAUACGAGGACAUUUGGCAAUGGAGUUUUUUUUUUUAUUUCCUUUUCCAUUUUGGUUCUCUUUUCUUUUCCAAAUCCUCGAUGAGAUAUGUAAUACUGAAUUUUUGUCCGCUAUUUGAAAGGAAGAUUGUUUUAGCUCCUUUAAA
Carica papaya (papaya) is the source of this 1289-nucleotide messenger RNA. Its product is annotated as 28 kDa ribonucleoprotein, chloroplastic-like. Gene Ontology annotation, biological process: chloroplast rRNA processing. Gene Ontology annotation, cellular component: chloroplast thylakoid membrane. The record is from RefSeq and is a predicted model, not a curated record. Lineage: Eukaryota; Viridiplantae; Streptophyta; Magnoliopsida; Brassicales; Caricaceae. Gene Ontology annotation, molecular function: mRNA binding.